UCCAGUGGAAAUCUAUUGGACUGUCGCAACUGUGUGUUUUAACAGCUUGGGCUGGUGUUCUUUCUGUAAAGAGAGAUGACACCAUUUUCUAAGAAUAUGGUUUCAGUCACGCUUUGGAUACCAAUCAUAAUCCUUUUUGGUUCUCUCUGUGAUGGUGGCAAAAUCUUGGUGGUACCUUUGGAGGGAAGUCACUGGGUGAACAUGGAUAUCAUCAUCAAGGCUUUACAUGAUCAAGGACACAACGUUGAUGUAAUACGCAGCUCCAGUAGCUGGUUCAUCAAGGAGAACUCGUCUUAUUACAAUACUAUAACCAUACCUGUCACCAAAGGAAUAAAUGAAGAAUUUGUGGUAGAUGUGCUCAACAACAUGAUUGACCAUGAAAGAGGAAAGAGCUCCUGGCUAAGUGCUGUAUGGCUGUUUUGGGAUAUGAUUAGUGUCAUUUAUGAAACCCAUGAAAUGAUAUGUCAGCUUAUAACAAACAUACUUGAAAGUGAGGAAAUUCUGAAGACACUGAAGGAAAAUCAAUAUGAUCUUUUGCUCACUGAUCCAGGGUGGGGUGCAGGCAUUUUCCUGGCUCAUAAACUCAAGUUACCCAUGGUAUAUAAUGUGAGAUGGACCACUGUUGGAGAGGGACAUUUUGAGAUUGCUCCCUCUCCAUUGUCCUACAUCCCUAUCACAGGAUCUAGAAACCCAGACAAAAUGAACUUUUUUCAGCGAGUAGAGAAUAGUAUGUAUUAUUUGCUAAUGUACUUUCAAAAUGGCUAUUUUAAUUUGGCACAGUACCAAGCACUUUGUGACAAAUACUUCUAUCCACCUGUACGUUAUUAUGAACUUCUCCAGGGUGCUGAUAUAUGGCUUAUGAGGGUGGAUUUUGUUUUUGAAUUUCCACGUCCAACUAUGCCAAAUAUCAUCUAUAUUGGUGGCUUCCAGUGCAAACCAGCAAAGGCCCUUCCACAUGACCUUGAAGUCUUCAUGCAAAGUUCUGGAGAGCAUGGAGUCGUUAUCAUGUCUUUGGGGUCAUUUAUUAGUAUUCUACCAGAUGAUAUAACAGCGGAAAUAGCAGCUGCUUUUGCUCAGCUCCCUCAAAAGGUUAUUUGGAGAUACACUGGAAAAAUACCAUCUGCUUUGGGCAACAACACAUUACUGGUUGACUGGAUGCCACAGAACGAUCUUCUAGGGCAUCCAAAGACUAAAGUUUUUAUUGCUCAUGGUGGAACCAAUGGGGUACAAGAAGCUUUGUAUCAUGGUGUUCCAGUGGUUGGAAUUCCACUGUUUUUUGACCAGUACGACAAUCUUCUUCGAUUACAAAAUAGGGGAGGAGCCAAGAUACUUUCUAUUGCAACCUUAGAUCAAAAAACACUGCACGCGGCUAUACAAAAUGUAAUCAGUGAUCCAUCCUACAGACUGAAUAUGCAGAGACUGUCUCAUCUGCACAGAGAUACACCAGUUAAACCUUUGGACAGUGCACUCUUCUGGAUUGAGUUUGUAAUGAGACACAAAGGUGCUGCUCACCUUCGGUCAGAAUCUUACAAACUGCCUUGGUACUCCUAUUACUCAGUAGAUGUUGCAGUUACACUGUUCGCACUUGUUUUGAUAUUCACUCUCUCCAUAUUUUUAACAGUUAAAUAUCUUUGUUUCAAGUGCUGCAACAGAAAGAGGAAAACUGAGUGACAUAUUUGCAUAUGAAGUAGAUCACUUACAACUAAAGUACAACUUAUUUGACUGUUUUGACUGUCUUAUGUGAAAUGAAAAGAAAAUUCCAAAAAGUAUAUAAAAUUACAAAUUGCAUGUUCCCAUUAAUCAUAGUUACCUUUAAUGGAAUAAUUCACAUUAAAUUCUUCCACUGUC
Molecule: messenger RNA, 1848 nt
Organism: Carassius carassius (crucian carp)
Lineage: Eukaryota; Metazoa; Chordata; Actinopteri; Cypriniformes; Cyprinidae
Product: UDP-glucuronosyltransferase 2A1-like
Exons: 2
Coding region: 76-1671 (531 amino acids)
Molecular function (GO): UDP-glycosyltransferase activity
Source: RefSeq, a predicted model, not a curated record